AUGGCGAACGAUCAGAAUCCCCACGGCAAGAAGCGCCCCGCGGAAUGUGAUCCGGAUGGCGAGCAACCACUAACAAAGAAAUUUGGAUUUCUCCAGAUCGGUAGGUGGUUGAGAAAUGAAAGAGUUGUGGCGGAUGAACGAGACUGGGAGGGUUUGAAGUUGACACAUUCCAUUCCAGGUAAUGAAGCUCCCCUUUCCGCUUCGGUCAAAUACGAUGAUGCCAUUUCAUCUUCGAUCCCAUUUUCACAGCCUCAGUCUGAUAUCAUGCUAUUGGAUGAUACUGAACAUACAACUUAUAUUUAUGAUCUGGAUAAGGAAUUGGCAGAGCCCGAGUCUCCCCGUGAUCAGCUAGUUAUACUGCCACUUGCAGCCAGAAUUAUAUCUGCACCAGUUCGUGAAUCUGUGCUUUCCAAUCCAGUACAAGGCAAGGAACUGGUUCUCUACUCAGAACCAGCAUCUCUGACUGUCCCUAAGGAGCAUGAUAGCGUGCGGAGAGCGAUCAUUGAAUCCAGGGCAAGAGCAAGGGCUGAAAGAAAGCAGGCCGAUCUCUCUGACAACAUUUCACUUGAAACUCCUCCCACCCUGAGUACUGAAAUGGCAUACGUUGACGAUCCAAUGGACAUUGAAUAA
Messenger RNA from Penicillium taxi, 630 nucleotides. RefSeq lists its product as uncharacterized. Bases 1 to 630 code for a protein of 209 amino acids. The transcript has a single exon. Lineage: Eukaryota; Fungi; Ascomycota; Eurotiomycetes; Eurotiales; Aspergillaceae. The record is from RefSeq and is a predicted model, not a curated record.